GAUCAUCCAAGAUAUCUACCUACUCAAAGCAUUUCUACGAUCUAACACCCUUGCAAUCUCAAUCAAACUAAUGAAUACUUUUUUUCUCUUAUUACCUUCAUUUUGGUCUGUAGUAUGCUUUCACAUGCUUGUUUUCUCUAUUAUCAACUCACACUUGUGUGCCCCAAUCAUAGCUGCCUCUAUUUUAGGAAACCAGACCGAUCAGUUGGUGUUGCUCAAAUUCAAGGAAUCAAUAAAUGACCCGGAUAAAAGCUUGGUCUCUUGGAAUAGUUCCAACCAUUUUUGCAAGUGGCGUGGAGUUACAUGCAAUCACAUGCAUCAAAGAGUCAUCGAGUUGAACCUCGAAGGAAACAACUUGCAUGGAAUCAUAUCUCCUCAUGUAGGCAAUCUCUCUUUUCUAACAAGUCUUAACCUUGGAAAUAACAGCUUUUUUGGAAAAAUUCCACAAGAAUUGGGUCAGUUAUUGCAUUUACAAUACUUAUCUCUCACCAAUAACUCGUUAGAAGGAGAAAUUCCUACAAACUUGACAAGUUGUUCUAAGAUCAAAGAGUUGCACUUAUUUCAUAACAAUUUGAUUGGCAAAAUACCAAUUGAAAUUGGCUUUCUUAAAAAGCUUCAAAAGAUGAGCCUUACAGAAAACAAUUUAGCAGGGACAAUCCCAUCUUCUAUAGGCAAUCUUUCAUCCCUUACUUCUCUUGCAAUGGGUCUUAAUUACUUCGAGGGAAACAUUCCAAAAGAAAUUUGUAACCUCAAAAACUUGGCAAUGAUAUCAGUUCAUGUCAAUAUAUUGAUAGGUACAUUUCCUUCUUGUCUUUACAAUAUGUCAUCUCUUAGAAUAAUCUCAGCAGCAGGUAAUCAAUUUAAUGACUCUCUUCCUCCAAACAUGUUUCACACCCUCCCUAAUCUCCAAGAAUUCCUAGUUGCUAGCAAUGAUAUCUCAGGUUCAAUCCCAAUUUCCAUUACAAAUGCAUCUGUCCUCCAAACACUUGACGUUGCUAAAAAUCAUUUGGUGGGCCAUGUGUCAAGUCUAGGAAAGCUACAAGACCUUUGGUUCCUAAAUUUUAAAAGCAAUAACUUAGGUGACAAUUCAACAAAGGACUUAGAGUUUUUCAUAUCAUUGGCAAAUUGUAGUAAGUUGCAAGUAAUUUCUAUUUCCUAUAAUAAUUUUGGAGGUAGUUUGCCAAAUUCUAUUGGAAAUUUAUCCACUCAACUCAACCAACUAUAUCUUGGAGGUAAUCAAAUAUCAGGAAAAAUUGUUACAGAAUUGGGAAAUCUAGUUAGCUUAACUAUUUUGACCAUGGAAGAUAACCACUUUGGAGGAAUUAUUCCAUCUACUUUUGGGAAGUUACAAAAGUUACAAAAGUUACAAAAGUUGGAACUGAGUAAAAACAAAUUGUCCGGAGAUAUUCCAAAUUUUUUAGGCAACCUUACUCAAUUAUAUUAUUUGGGCAUGGCAGAAAAUAUGUUAGAAGGAAAGAUUCCUCCAAAUAUAGGAAACUGUCAAAAGUUACAAUAUCUUGACCUUGGGGAAAACAACCUUAGAGGAAGUAUACCUUUAGAGGUUUUUAGCCUUUUCUCUUUAACAAACUUAUUGGACUUGUCACAUAAUUCAUUGAGUGGCAGUCUACCUGUUGAAGUGGGUCGGUUAACAAAUAUUGAAAAAAUAUAUGUAUUUGAAAAUCAUUUGUCUGGUGGCAUUCCUGAAAGCAUUGGAGAAUGCAUAAGCUUGGAGUACCUUUUACUGCAAGAGAAUUCCUUUCAUGGAAUCAUUCCCACCUCUUUGACUUCACUCAAAGGUCUACAAAUAUUAGACAUGUCAGGAAAUCAGUUGAUUGGAUCAAUUCCAAAGGAUCUUCAAAAUAUUCCUUUCUUGGAAUACUUCAAUGUAUCUUUUAACAUGUUAGAGGGUGAAGUACCAACAGGAGGUGUCUUUCGAAAUGUUAGUCAAUUAAUCCUGGUUGGAAACAAUAAGCUUUGUGGGGGUGUUUCAGAGCUGCAUCUACCACCAUGCAUUAUGAAAGGUGAGAAACUUGCCAAGCACCUGAAUUUCAUGUUCAUAGCAAUGAUGAUAGUUAGUGUGGUUGCUUUUCUUCUCAUUCUGCCAUUUAUUCUUUCUAUCUACUUGAUGAGGCAGAGAAAUAAGAAAAAAUCACCAUCACAUUUGCCAAUAAUUGACCAAUUGGGUAAGGUUUCAUACCAAAACCUACACCAUGGAACUAGUGGGUUCUCAAUUAAAAACUUGAUAGGAUCUGGAAAUUUUGGCUCUGUAUACAAAGGGACUAUUGAGAUAGAAGGAAACAAUGUUGUUGCCAUAAAGGUCCUAAACCUUCAAAAGAAAGGAGCCCAAAAGAGUUUCAUUGCGGAAUGUAAUGCAUUAAAAAAUAUUAGGCACAGAAACUUGGUUAGGAUUUUAACAUGUUGUUCUAGCAUAGAUCACAAGGGCCAAGAAUUCAAAGCUCUAGUUUUUGAAUACAUGACAAAUGGAAGCUUAGAAAGAUGGUUGCAUCCACCGACAAAAAUGGCAAAUCAACCUGUUGGGUCAUUGAACUUUGAUCAAAGAUUAAAUAUUAUCAUUGAUGUUGCUUCUGCAUUUCAUUAUCUUCACUAUGAAUGUGAGCAUGUUAUCAUUCAUUGUGAUUUGAAGCCAAGCAAUGUUCUUCUUGAUGACUACAUGGUAGCUCAUGUGACUGACUUUGGUUUAUCUAGAAUACUCUCAUCUAUUUCAAUUCCUCCAAAACAAACUAGCACUAUUGAAAUAAAAGGGACAAUUGGUUAUACUCCUCCAGAAUAUGGAAUGGGAUUAGAGGUGUCUAUAGAAGGCGACGUGUACAGCUUUGGAAUUCUUGUUUUGGAAAUGCUAACUGGAAUAAGUCCCACAGAUGAAAUGUUUGAAGAUGGUCUUAAUCUCCAUAACUACGUCAAAAUUUCAAUUCCAAAUAACCUUUCCCAAAUUGUGGACUUGACUAUUCUUCCUAGGGAAUUAAAUCAGGUUGCUAAUUACCAAAACCUGACCUCGAUGCAUCCUAACAUAGAGAAAUGUUUACUUUCCCUUUUCAGGAUUGCACUUGCUUGUUCAAUGGAGUCACCAAAAGAAAGAAUGAAUAUGGUUGAUGUCACUAGAGAGCUUAAUAUGAUCAAAAACUCAUUUUUUUUCAUGAAUGGUGAAUAGAGGUUGGCUACAUGACAACCACAAAAUACAAAAUGUAAAUGCAUAAUUAUACACUACCAUAUUGUUACCAACUAAUGCGGGAAGAUGUUUUCUAUCUUUUCCUUUUUCUGCCAUGUCAUUUUUUUAAUGUUUCUGUGUAUAGUUUUUUUUUUAAUGCAUGUGAGCAUGGAGAGAAUGAUACAAUGAAUACAAAAUACAAAAUGGAAAUAAUAGUAAUGAGUCUAAUGA
Messenger RNA from Cajanus cajan (pigeon pea), 3397 nucleotides. The record is from RefSeq and is a predicted model, not a curated record. NCBI's taxonomy places the organism in Eukaryota, Viridiplantae, Streptophyta, Magnoliopsida, Fabales, Fabaceae.